Rhopalosiphum maidis (corn leaf aphid) is the source of this 1963-nucleotide messenger RNA. It is a transcript of the gene Alg10, whose product is annotated as putative Dol-P-Glc:Glc(2)Man(9)GlcNAc(2)-PP-Dol alpha-1,2-glucosyltransferase. Gene Ontology annotation, cellular component: endoplasmic reticulum. NCBI's taxonomy places the organism in Eukaryota, Metazoa, Arthropoda, Insecta, Hemiptera, Aphididae. The coding region runs from base 173 to 1795 and encodes 540 amino acids. The transcript is spliced from 4 exons. The record is from RefSeq and is a predicted model, not a curated record. Gene Ontology annotation, biological process: dolichol-linked oligosaccharide biosynthetic process; protein N-linked glycosylation. Gene Ontology annotation, molecular function: dolichyl pyrophosphate Glc2Man9GlcNAc2 alpha-1,2-glucosyltransferase activity.
UCCGUGUUUACGUACGUCUUCGUAAUAAAAUAAUUCAUAAUAUUUAUAUUAUUCAGUGCCUACCAGUGGCCACUCAUAACAGUUCACUCUACAUAAGUGAACUGUCGAUUAUGUCGUCGGCAUCGCGAUCGACGAUUAUUUAUACGGUUUUUAAGAUCCGCGCAUAAAUCUGAUGGCUGCACCGAAAGCGGCUCGACGUGAACCAAAAUCAUUGGCGCAGUACUCUGAAACGAUCUGUGGAUUCAAUGUCUCGAUCCUGCCGGCCAUUUUUCUGUCUACCGUCACCUGGUAUUUGUUACAGUACGUUGUCCAACCAUUGUUUGGUCCUGAUGAGUAUUAUAUAGACGAAGAAUUUCACGUACCCCAAGCGAAACACUAUUGCCAAGCAGAGUUCCAUAAAUGGGAUCCAAAAAUAACUACUCUACCUGGACUUUAUUUGUUGUCAAGCACUGUGUUAGUACCUUUUAUGAAGAUGUAUGACACAAUAUUAUCACUACUUGGUGUAUUGGAUAGUGAUGACCUUCGAGUCAAUGAUCCCUGUUCUUUGGUUGCAUUGCGGGCUGUAAAUGCAGUGGGAGCUCCAGCAUGCUUAUAUUACGCAUACUACCGUUGUCAACAACUUCUUUUUCAGAAUGAAAAUAAAAAAACAAAGAUUGCAAAAUGGACUUGUAUGUUUUUGGCGCUGAAUGUAGCAACAUUCCCAGUUAUUUAUGCGCCAUAUUCAAUGCUUUAUUAUACAGAUGCAUGGGCUACAGCGUCUGUUUUCUUAUGGUACUCCAGUCAUUUGAGUAAUGAGACUCAUUUUUUGGUUAAAGUUAUAUUUGGUGGAUUUUCUGUUCUGUGUCGUCAGACAAACAUUGCUUGGUUAGUGUUUGCAUCCAUUAUAGAUGUAUGUCACUGCGCCGAACAAUGUUUUCCUACAGUAAAAAAUAGUGUUUCGCUAUUUUCUUAUAUCCAAGCUUCUAUUACUGAACUCUACUAUUGCUGUUCAAUUAAAAAAAAGAAUAAGUCUAAGAAGUUAAUAGAUUUUUUUCAGAAAUGUUUACAUGUCACCAGCUCAAGUGUCAUAGUUAUUGUAUCUUUUGUUUCAUUUGUGAUUUUUUUGAACAAUGGUGACAUAGUUGUUGGAGAUCGACAUGCACAUAUUCCUCGUUUUCAUCCAAUGCAAUUAUGUUACUUUGUAGUAUUUGUAUUAGCGUUCUCAUUGCCAUGGUUUUUAUCUCAGAUCUAUUAUAAAAGACAAACUUCUAAUUCUGUUAAAAAACAUUUCAAUUUAGUUAAAGCCUUUAAUGAAAUCCACAACAAUAUAUCCAAAGUACUUGUUGUAAUACUAUUGAUAAUAAUAUCUGGAUGUGUGUAUUUUAACACUAUAGCUCACCCAUACUUGUUAGCUGACAAUAGACAUUAUACGUUUUAUGUUUGGCGAUUGUUGUUUAGUCCUGGUAAACCAAUCUUUUUGAGAUAUUUACCGGUGCCAUUGUAUGCUUAUGGUCUAUGGUUAGUGGAUAGAACAUUGAUGCAAUCGUCAAUUGCUUAUAGAUUGGCAUAUUGGAUAGUUACACCCCUUAUUCUUUGUGCCCAAUUUUUAUUGGAGCCUCGUUAUUUUGUUGUACCAUAUCUUAUGUAUAGGUUACACAGUAAUAAACAUUCUGCAAAUAAUCAUACUUUUAAAGCAGCAUUUAUUGAAUUUAUAGCAUACCAAGUUUUUAAUUUUAUUAUUAUGAGGAUAUUUUUGUAUAAGCCUUUUGUUUCAACCAUGGACAACACGGGUCGAUUGGAUCGCUUUACUUGGUGAUUUUUAUUGUUAAUUAUUUCUAAAUUAUAGUUAUAUAAAUAAUUCUUGUUGAUAAAAUGAGAAUUUCUAAUGAAUUGAUUGUAUGUGUAAUAUUGAUUUGUUAAUAUUAUUUUUAUUGGUAAAUUCAACUAAAUUAUAUUAAACUCUGUAAUUAAAACAAAGAUAUAA